Molecule: messenger RNA, 711 nt
Organism: Macrobrachium nipponense
Lineage: Eukaryota; Metazoa; Arthropoda; Malacostraca; Decapoda; Palaemonidae
Product: cuticle protein AMP1A-like
Exons: 3
Coding region: 120-587 (155 amino acids)
Cellular component (GO): chitin-based extracellular matrix
Molecular function (GO): structural constituent of chitin-based larval cuticle
Source: RefSeq, a predicted model, not a curated record
CGGAGCGUCGUUCACUUCGAUCACGAUUUUGCCCUACUUCCACUAUAUAUACGCCCUCGUCUGGAACCGAAAGCACCAGUGUCUGCUUUGACUUUCCUCCAGCAAUAGCAAACAGCGUCAUGAAGUUCGUCAUCCUCGCAGCUUUGGCAGUGGUUGCCAUGGGCGCUCCCCAGUACGACUACGAACCCCCGAGGUCUUACGGUGGCUCCUCCUCCAGUGAGGAGAUCGCCAUCCUGAGGGACGACCGCGACAGAGACGACUACGGCAGGUACAGUCUCAACGUUGAGACGGCCAAUGGCAUCGUCCUUCAAGACGCCGGAUCCCCUGACGGACCCGAGGGAGCCGUUGUAGCCUCUGGAUCUUUCUCAUAUUCAACCAGCCCCCGCCCCGACGGCACCCCUGUUCGCCUCCAGUACGUAGCCGAUGAGAACGGCUUCCAGCCCCAGUCCGAUCUCCUUCCAGUGGCCCCUGACUUCCCCCACCCCAUCCCCCAGUUCGUCCUCGACCAGAUCGCCAAGGCUGCUGAGGAAGACUCUAGCGAGAGGAGGGUCUCUGCACCAUCAGGUUCUUACGGUGUUCCCCAGUAAGAAUCUCAACCGAUUCGAGUUUACCUGAUUCCUACCAUUCUGAAAAGAACAAGGAAACGAACGAGCGAAACUCUUUAUUUAUGUAUUUAUGGCUUUAUAUAAUAAACGCGACGUUUUCACUGAG